Messenger RNA from Clupea harengus (Atlantic herring), 1453 nucleotides. It is a transcript of the gene pusl1, whose product is annotated as pseudouridine synthase like 1. The record is from RefSeq and is a predicted model, not a curated record. NCBI's taxonomy places the organism in Eukaryota, Metazoa, Chordata, Actinopteri, Clupeiformes, Clupeidae. Gene Ontology annotation, biological process: tRNA pseudouridine synthesis. Gene Ontology annotation, molecular function: pseudouridine synthase activity; RNA binding.
CGGAACAUGUGUGACAGGAAGAGUGCUGUAUCAAGCUUCUGAAAGUCUGCUGGUUCCUUUGAAAAUGUCCUCUCUCUGAGGCAUAUUGCAGGCUAUAUAUUAAUAUAGCUGUGGUCAGCCUUCGUAUCGACGAGAAACCAGUUGUUUGAGUAGCAGUUCUUAGAGUUCUUGUCGUUUCAGUCUGACAUUAUAGUGAUAGCGAGAACAAGCACGCACCGGUGUAAUGAGACUGUGGUUCACCUUGUUGUUUGUUUUGAAUGGAGGUUUUUAUAUUUCGUCGGCAUGACCAUCUUUAUACUGUAGCUUGCAGAUUAAAUGAAGCGAGUCAGUCUCACUUGUUACGGUAGACUAUUGUAAUUUGUAAUCUCUGUGGAUGUAACACUGUAGCGUUAUGGCACCAUGUGGAAACUGACGACCUCUAUGCUGCAGUAGCUAUAAAGGACGAAUGGGUCGACAGAUUAGCCACUGUCAAACCAGACAUGAUGCUACAAAGCCCCACCCGCUAUCUGAUCUUUUUUCAGUACAUUGGGACAAAGUACAGAGGCGUAAUGAAAAUCCCACUUCACCAACCUGUCCUGGGCGUUCAGAACUACCUGGAGGAUGCGGUGCGCAGACUGAAGCCCGUUAACGAGGCAACGGUGUUUAUCUCCAGCCGCACGGACACCGGCGUCCACGCCCUCUGUAACUCCGCCCACGUGGACAUCCAGCGGAGAGAGGGGAAGGACCCCUUUAAGGAGGAGGAGCUUGUACACGCCCUCAACCACCACCUUAGGCCUGAGGAGAUCAGGGUGACCAGGGCCAGGCGAGUGGGGAGUCAUUUCAGCGCGCGCUACAGGGCCGUCUGCCGUACCUACGUCUACCGGCUGGCCACGGGCGUCUGUCACCACACACACGCCCCCCUGACUGAGAGCAAGCUCUGCUGGCACCUGCGCAACACUGAGCUGGACGUGGGUGCGAUGCGUGAGGCGGGCACCCUCCUGCUGGGCACUCGUGACUUCAGCACGUUCCGCUCGCUCAGCUCAGACGCCCCGCUCAAGAGCCCAGUGAAGACCCUUCAGACGGCACAGAUACAGCCUGGUGUGUCUUUCGCCUCGCAACACUUCAGCGGAAAUUUUCAGCACUGGGACCUCACCUUCAAAAGCAGGUCUUUUCUGUACAGACAGGUGAGGAGGAUGGCUGGGGCGCUGGUGGCCGUGGGUCAGGGAAAGCUCCGCCUCUCUGACAUUCAGGACCUGUUGGAGGCACGUGAUUCGCUGGCGUUCCCCACCAACCUCAUGGCCCCGCCCCAUGGGCUCUUCCUCACACAAGUGGAGUACCAGGAGUCAGAUCUGACAGAGGGAUGGCCCCUGGCCAGUGGAGGGGACUAACUGCCAACAUGCAUGGGACAUGUAGUUUUCCCUCAACAUCUGUAAAAACAUUCUUCUCUGCAUUAAAUGUUGACAUUUUUACCAAA